AUGGAUGGUGGUGAUGACCAUUUCAACCACCGCCCCAACUUCCCUUUUCAAUUACUUGAAAAGAAAGACGACGAAGCUUGCUCUUCCUCCGCCACCGUCUCCGCCACCACUGGUUACCCUUCUCGACCCAUCUCCACCGACACUAAUAACCCUCCACUUCGAUCCAACAGUUCAAACCUCCAAAUAACCACCAUCGCCACCACCUCUUCCGGCGACCCCUCUAAGAAAUUGGCGCCCAAGAGAACGUCAACCAAAGACCGCCACACAAAGGUUGAUGGACGAGGCCGCCGUAUCCGUAUGCCAGCCCUUUGCGCCGCCAGGGUUUUUCAGCUCACACGAGAGCUUGGUCAUAAAACAGAUGGUGAAACCAUCGAGUGGCUCCUUCAACAAGCUGAACCCGCCGUCAUCGCCGCCACCGGAACUGGUACAAUCCCGGCGAACUUCACUUCACUCAAUAUCUCACUUCGGAGCUCCGGGAGCAGCAUGUCGGUUCCUUCACAGCUUCGAUCCGGUUACUUUAACCCAAAUUUCGCUAUCCCACAAAAUCGGAAUCUCUUCCCGGGAAUUGGAUUAUCUUCAUCGGAAAAUAGUUCAUCCAACCUUCUGAAUUUUGGGUCUGCAACGAAUCUUCACCAGAUAUUACAAACGAAACAAGAAAAUAGAGAUAAUUCAGUUGAGUUAUCGGAAACUGAAGAUAGCAUCGGAAGGAAACGUAGAGCUCCGGCGGAGUCUGAGCUACCUUCACAACACCAACAACAGAUGGGGAAUUAUCUUCUUCAAUCAAGCUCAUCUUCCAUGGUAGCAAAUCACGCAUCAAUUCCAGCUAAUUUUUGGAUGGUUGCCAAUUCUAAUCAACACCAAGCGAUGAGCGGAGACCCUAUUUGGACUUUUCCGGCAGUGAACAACACCGCUUUGUACAGAGGCACUGUUUCUACCGGCUUACAUUUCAUGAACUUCCCAACACCCGUCGCCCUUAUGCCAAGUCAGCAAUUGGCGGCAGGGCUUGGCGGCAACUCUGGUGGCAGCGGCGGCGGAGGAGGAGGAGGAGGAGGUGGUGGUGGUGGUGGUUUUACUGAAGGCCAAUUGAGCAUGCUCGCCGGAUUAAAUCCUUACCGGCCAAUAUUCGGUCCAGGUGGCUCUGAACAGCAAGCAAGUGGAUCUCAGUCUCAUCACGGCGGCGGAGAUGAUCCCCAUGAUACAACUAGCCACCACUCAUAA
This is a messenger RNA of Lactuca saligna, 1218 nucleotides long. NCBI's taxonomy places the organism in Eukaryota, Viridiplantae, Streptophyta, Magnoliopsida, Asterales, Asteraceae. The record is from the annotation of a GenBank genome assembly.